ACCAUGUUAGCAAAGCGGAAUAUUUUAAAACCGCUGUAGAUGCAAAACGACAAUAUUUUUCAUAUUCUGCGUUACAAUAAGUUUUUGUUAAAAUUCUUGCUUAGUAUCUUGCUUCGUGCAGUUCGGUAUAAGAAUUUAAAACUCGAAACAUUCCCACAGAGAAAAGGUGGAAACUCUUUACAGGUAAUAAUUACUCGUUCGUUCGUUCGUUCGUUCGUUCGUUCGUUCGUUCGUUCGUUCGUUCGUUCGUUCGUUCGUUCGUUCGUUCGUUCGUUCGUUCGUUCGUUCGUUCGUUCGUUCGUUCGUUCGUUCGUUCGUUCGUUCGUUCGUUUGUUCGUUCGUUCGUUCGUUCGUUCGUUUUCACCUGAAUGGUAUGUUUUAUAUGGUUUAGUUGCCUUCAAAUUAAUAUUCGUCAACUUAAAAGACAACCAUGAAAGAAAGCAUUACGAACAUUAUCUUUAUUUCCGCUUGCAUGGCUCUUCUUUUCUCAGCAGGAGCAUGUACAAACGUAAAGUUCGCUUGCAAAUCAACAAAUAUGGAGUUGAGUUGUCCAAAAAAUACAGUGAUAUACAUAAACAACGCACAAUAUGGUCGUACUGGUUACUUAGCAACUCAAGUAUGCUUUGGAAUAAAACACCAAAAUUUAAUUUGCCGAACUCCAAGGGCGCAUCAAGUUGUUUUCAGCAGGUGUAACGCUAGACAGUCGUGUACUAUUGCGGUCGAUGAUCAACUAUUUGGAGAUUCAUGUCAUGGUGUGGAAAGUUAUUUAACAGUACAUUACACGUGUCAGCAAAGGGCCGUCGCUUGCGAAAACGAAAGAGCGUAUUUAAGUUGCCCAUUCGGAAGUUCAAUAAACAUUUUCCAUGCUAAUUUUGGCCGAUUAUUGCCGGAGGUUUGUCCUGGCCAAAACUCGAAUUCCACAACAUCGUGUCGAACGUAUAUAUCACGUAGCGUAGCAGCUCGGUGUCAAAGUUUGAGAUCGUGUUCAGUAGAAGCAACAGCAUUUAGAUUCGGAGACGCGUGUAGAAAUGUAUCAAAAUAUUUAGAAAUCCAUUAUCAAUGUAGUAAAAUACCUGUUAAAGAGAUAGUACGAUGCAACAAUAAACCGUUAUACUUCCAAUGUCAACGUGGGGAACACAUUGAGAUUGUGCAUGCUGAAUUUGGCCGGCGCUCGCCAGAUUUUUGCCCUGGGGCGAAUUCUACAACUACAACAACAUGCCAGGAAAGCUCUGCUUUAAACCGUGUUAAACUCAGUUGCCAAGGGAGAUAUGUUUGCUUGAUCCACACGUCAACGCAACUGUUUGGCGAUCCUUGUCCCGGUGUUCGAAAAUACCUUCUUGUUCGUUACAUCUGCGCAAAAACUCCUGAUCCAGAUCAACCAACUAAUCCACCAGCCUUUGCUUAAACAGUAUAAAGUUAUUAAUAACAUAUUUUGUGCGAUUUUUAUUAUUUCCAGCAUUAGUUUCUUAGAGGGCAUAUUGCUACAAUUGCCUUUUAGGCAAAUUUAAAAUAUACUUCUACUUAAUACAAUUUUUACUUAAAACAUUUAUAUAUAUAUAUAUAUAUUUAUAUUUCUAGUCAAAAAUUAUUCUGUUACAUAGGAAUAACAAAGCUUAAAAUGUUGCACGAAAAUGUAAAAAAAAUUAUGGGUCUAUUUACGCCUUUGCAAAGUAUGUAAUAGGAAAUUGGGCGUAAAAUCCACGUUAAGGGUGCACAUUUAAGGGAAUAAUACGCAAAAACCAUUGGCCAGUAACAUGAGCUAAAGAAUAAAAACGAUGGCAAUGUUCUGACCCAACUACGGACACUGGCCCAACUUUGGACGCAGGACUGGCCUCAGACGGGACAGCCCGUCAAAAGACUAUCUAUUGACGGGCCCGGCCCAACUUUGGACAUAUGUAUGCAAAUUCGUCUUAAGCUGAUACAGGCCUAACUAUUGACAAAGGAAUCUCCUGCUUUAAAAAGCCGUGUCAUUGGAUGGGACAAACUCAACUGUACACAAAAGACUCUUGCAAUUUUAAAAAAUGUGUCAUAAGAUGGGACAGGCCUAACUAUUUAAAAGACUGUGUUCAAGAUGGGACAGGCCCAACCAUUGACAAAGGACUUGUGCUUUCAAAAAUCGUGCCAAAAAAGAACCAGGCCUAACUAUUGACACUGUUUAGAAACAGCCACAACAUGGGCCAGUCCGAAGACUCCCAGAAUAAUGUUAAACCUUGUACCAUGGGCAACACAUUGUAACGAAUUCUAAAAAAAUUGAAGACUGAUCACAUAAAAUAUAAAUUAACACAUAACAUUUCUUUUAAUCAUAGUCUCCGUUUCUUGAAUAUAUAACAAAAUAUUUCAAUGUGGCUGCCCCAGCCAAAACGAUUCUGUAUCCUAAAAAGUAAACAUAAAUAGCUUAAACAAUAGCGUAGCUAACUAUAUCUGUAUAUAUAUAACAUGACAUUACACUGAGCUAAAUAUUAUAUAUAUAUAUAUAUAUAUCUUGAUAUCUGAGUCAUAAUUAUUUAGCUAGUCAUUAUGCACACAACAAUCCAGGUAAAAACAUCUCUAAAAACAUCAUGCAACAAGAAAGUCUCCAACUGCUUUAAAAAAUGCAUUCGCUGAUAUGGUCUUGAACCAAGAGUUGCCAAGUAGUGCUGUUUUUGCUACCCACAACAAUCUUGAAAUGCAUAACUUGAUUUAAUCUCAGCUAGCCAUAUACAACACCUCGGAGAAAGUUGCAGCAGUUCAGUUUUUUCACUUUAUUGGAGUUAGUUUUUGUUAAAUACAAGGUCUUCAAGUAUGCAAACAUCUUUUAACGCCAUGUCGCAUGUUGGUCCUCGCCCGUCAAUUGACAGGACAGCAUGUCAAAAGAUGGGCCACCGUGUCUAAAAAUAGUCCGUUCCGUCUAAGACAGGCCGUGUUCUAAGUUGGGUCAGAAUGCACUUUUAUACUGACAUUGAUAAAAACCACACAACAUUUCAUAACAAAAACAUGGGGAACACAUCUUUUAAGGCAGAAAUGUUCGCAGACAAACGUGUACUUUUGGUUUUGGGUCGCAAAAAUGUGUAUUGAAAUU
Molecule: messenger RNA, 3058 nt
Organism: Hydractinia symbiolongicarpus
Lineage: Eukaryota; Metazoa; Cnidaria; Hydrozoa; Anthoathecata; Hydractiniidae
Product: L-rhamnose-binding lectin SML-like
Exons: 4
Coding region: 431-1405 (324 amino acids)
Molecular function (GO): carbohydrate binding
Source: RefSeq, a predicted model, not a curated record